Pectinophora gossypiella (pink bollworm) is the source of this 1938-nucleotide messenger RNA. Its product is annotated as glucose dehydrogenase [FAD, quinone]-like. NCBI's taxonomy places the organism in Eukaryota, Metazoa, Arthropoda, Insecta, Lepidoptera, Gelechiidae. Gene Ontology annotation, molecular function: flavin adenine dinucleotide binding; oxidoreductase activity, acting on CH-OH group of donors. The coding region runs from base 1 to 1938 and encodes 645 amino acids. The record is from RefSeq and is a predicted model, not a curated record. The transcript has 4 exons.
AUGCAGAUUUGGCAACCCUUGAAUUUAACAGAAGCAUGUCCAGCCCACACUCAGUUGACUGCGUGCAGUCCCUUUGGCUACAUCUUCCUUAACUUAGUCGCCAGUUUGUAUGGUGGUGCAAAAGACUUGAGAAUUCAGAAACAACUUGAGAGUGAAAACAUUCGUUAUGGAGAUCAAAGAGUAGACGUACAAUAUGGAGAGAAAACUGAUAAUAAUGAUGAAGAGUUUGAUUUCAUCGUUGUAGGAGCAGGAUCUGCUGGGUGUGUAGUGGCUAACAGGCUUACUGAAGUCAAGAAAUGGAAGGUUCUUCUGUUAGAAGCUGGUCCGGAACAACCAGACAUAACGUUGGUUCCAGGAUUAACAGAAACACUGUUAGGUUCUAACGUCGACUGGGGGUAUACUACGCAGCCGGAUCCAAGAAAUUGCCUCUCCAGACCAAAUAGUGUAUGUCCUUGGUCCAGAGGCAAGAUGAUGGGAGGAUCAAGUUCCAUUAACACCAUGGUGACGAUUAGAGGAAAUCCUUACGAUUACGACAGCUGGGCUGCUGCAGGCAAUGUUGGAUGGAGUUACAAGGAGGUGCUGCCUUUCUUCAAGAAAUCCGAAAAAAAUGGUAAUAUUGAAGGUCUGAACCGUAGGUACCACGGAGUGCGUGGACCGCAACCUGUAUCCAGGUUUCCCUUCAUUGACAAGCCUUCUAUAAUCAUGACGGAAGCCCUAAACGAACUCGGCUUGCCUAUUAUAGAUGCAACAGGGCCCCACCAAGUAGCCUCCUUCCAAUCACAAGCGUUUACUGAAGACGGGGUAAGGGUAUCAUCAAAUAAUGCUUACAUACAACCUAUUAGAUACAAACGAAAAAAUCUAACAGUUCGACCCUAUGCUGAAGUUACAAAUAUACUUAUUGAUAAACAUAAGAGAGCUUACGGUGUAAAAUACGUAAGUAAUGGUAAAGUACACACAGCUACAGCAAGAAAAGAUAUUAUUCUUAGUGCGGGAACAAUCGAUUCUGCUAAGUUACUUCUGCUAUCAGGCAUAGGUCCAAGAAAACAUCUGGAAGAUAUUCACCUUCCUGUUAUUGAAGAUUUGGCUGUAGGGAAAAAUCUUCAAGAUCAUCUCACAUUUACAGGAUUAGUUAUUGCAUUUGACAAUGAAACUUCCACUCUUGUCGAUCACGAGGAGAUAAUAGAGCACGUUAAAGAAUACAAGGAAAUGAAACUUAAGUCCGGUCCUUUGUCAUCCACUGGACAAUUUAAUACCUUAGGAUUUUUCAAGACAGACGAAAACUUACCAGCCCCCGAUAUAGAAGUUCAAUCUCUCCCGAUAGUGCUAAAAGAGUAUCUGAGAGAACCAGUAGUAUUUGAAAGUUUGAAAAUAUUUCCUACCACUUUCUACGAUGCCAUAUCAAUGAGAGUUCAAAACAUGGUGACGAAGAGUCGAGGAGUUUUGCUGCUUAACGCCACUGAUCCAUACGGUCCUCCUUUGAUCUAUGCAAAUUAUUUAGCCGAUCCAACUGAUAUGAUACCAGUUCAAAAAGGGGUUCAAUUUAUGAAAAACUUGGAAAAUACAGAACAUUUUGUAUCAGGUCGUGCUAGAUUCAUUAAAUACGUACAUCCUGCAUGUAACUAUACCAAAUGGGGAACAAAUGAAUACACGGAAUGUAUGCUCAGACAUUACACGUUUUCACUUAGCCAUCUGAGUGGAACUUGUAAAAUGGGUCCUGAAUGGGAUGAUUCUGCUGUAGUAGACCCCAGGUUGAGGGUCUAUGGUAUUGCUGGACUGAGAGUCAUAGAUGCAUCGAUAAUGCCUGUUGGAAUUCGAGGGCAUACAAACGGUCCGGCAGUGAUGAUAGGAGAAAAAGGUGCUGCUAUGAUUAAAGAAGAUUGGUUGCAUAAUUAUGUUCAAGGUUACAAACAUGGUGAUUACCGAGACAUUGAUAAUUAA